AUGCCUAAAUUUCAUUACCAACACGGUGCAGGCCACAAAGUUUUGCAAAUAGAAAACCGCGUUUCAGUGUGGCAUGUUACUGACACGGAGUGGCAGUCCUCUCCGUUCACGGUCGUAAGUUCAUAUCCACGGCAAGUGACAAUGAAGUAUCUACUAGUACUUGUGUUCACAUGGACAUCAGCAGCACGUCUCAUCCACCAUCACGACAUCUAUCUAGAGGAGUGGAAAGCUUUUAAGCUUGAACACAACAAGAGCUAUAUCAACGAAGAGAAAGAGCGUGUCGCUAUGAAAGUCUUUGCGAAGAACAAGUACAAUGUCGCCAAGCAUAACCAGCUCUACGAACGCGGCGAAGUGUCCUUUCGUUUGGGCAUCAACAAGUUUUCGGAUAUGACUCUUAAGCAGUUUGCGCGCAUCAACGGGUACCGACAGACAAAAAGAUCCAUGGAAGAUAAUUUUCUAGAGGCAACUUACAUCAAGGCCGCUAACGUGAUGCCGCCCAGAAGUGUGGACUGGCGCGAGCUGGGUGCAGUCACCGAAGUCAAGAACCAGGAACUAUGUGCAGCUUGCUGGUCUUUCAGUGCCACGGGUGCCCUCGAAGGCCAGCACUUCCGGAAGCACGGACAUCUGGAGUCUCUCUCUGAACAGAACCUAAUCGACUGCUCCUACAACUCGUUCAACAACAACGGGUGCGACGGCGGCAACGUCGAGAAUGCAUUUGCGUAUGUCAACUUCAUUGGUGGUAUCGACACAGAGCAAAAUUAUCCAUAUGAAGCUAAUCAAAAUAAAUGCAGAUACAAUUCUACGGACUCAGAAGUAGGCGACGUCGGAAUAUCGUAUAUACCUAAGGGAAACGAGGCAGAGCUGAUGAUGGCAGUGGCAACAAUCGGGCCCAUCGCUGUCGCUAUCGAUGCCAACCACGAGUCCUUCAAGGGUUACACUUCGGACGUGUAUUAUGAAAAGAACUGUUCGUCUAAGAGACUAAACCAUGCUGUGUUGGUGGUAGGGUAUGGGCGAGACGAGCGCCAUGGCGACUACUGGCUGGUGAAGAACUCAUACGGGCGGGACUGGGGCGAGGACGGCUACAUGCGGCUGGCGCGCAACCGCGGCAACCACUGCGGCGUCGCCACCGACGCGACUUACCCUCUCGUC
Molecule: messenger RNA, 1149 nt
Organism: Brenthis ino (lesser marbled fritillary)
Lineage: Eukaryota; Metazoa; Arthropoda; Insecta; Lepidoptera; Nymphalidae
Source: the annotation of a GenBank genome assembly